AUGGCGGACACAGCGGAUCUAUCCAAAAAAAUCAAAGAAUUAAAGGACAAAACGAAAGCUAUUUUAGAAAGCGAUGCAAAUUCAAACUUGCUCGUUGAUCUACUGGAACUUUCGGAGAGGGAGGAUGAAAAGCUCCUAGUCGCAUUUAUCAGAUCAGUACACAAAAUCUUCACAACGUUUUUUUGUCGUGGAAAGCUACAACCUCCUUCUAGCAUGGCGAAAGAAAGCGAAGAUCCUGGAGAUGUCUUUUGUUGCUGGCUGCACGAAAAGUAUUUGCUUACCUUGAAGCGGCUUUUGUAUCUGCUGAGUGUUGGAUCACAGAAUGUUGUGGAGUUUUCCUUAUGUACUUUAAUGAAGUUCAUUGUCGAAGAAGGCAAAUUAAUGAAGUGUUUCCCAAAUGAGCUAUUCAGGCAGAUUUGCGAUGCACUCUUUGAUGGACAACACAGCAUGAAAAACUGCAUUGAACGAUUUGCAGAGUUCUUAGAGUUUGACGAUGUAAGGUUUUAUGUGCUGAAAAAUCUUGGUAAAUUCCUGGGGAAUGUCUCCAACAGCACUGAGAAAUUUCUUGUGGAAAAUACCUUGACAAUGCUGAGCCUUGUAAAGAUGAAGAAAGAUGAAAACGAACUCAAUAAUUUUCUUACUGAUGUGAGAAAAAAGAAGAAGAAAAAGCAUGGCAAAAGUGGAAAACAAGAAGAAAGAUUUCUUGUUCUACAGGAGCAUAGAAGGGUGUUCAGCUCAGCAUGGCUUGGAUUUCUUUCAAUUCCAUUGACAUCAGAAGUUCACAAGAAGAUCCUGCUGAAUCUUCACACUGAUGUUUUGCCUCAUAUGACUGACCCAAAACUGCUGAUGGAUUUCCUGACCGAUUCCUAUAACACCGGAGGUGUUACAAGCCUACUUGCACUCAACAGUCUGUUUGUGCUGAUACACAAGCAUAACUUGGAAUACCCAGAUUUUUUCAAGAAGCUUUAUGCCUUGUUUGAGCCUAACAUCUUCUAUGUGAAGUAUCAAGCAAGAUUCUUUCACCUGGCUGAUCUGUUUUUGAUGUCAACUCAUCUUCCCUCCUACCUGGUUGCCGCUUUUGUAAAGCGUCUGUCGCGCCUCGCUCUCACUGCUCCUCCAUCAGGUGCAAUGUUGGCAAUCCCCUUUGUCUGCAAUUUAAUUAGACGGCAUCCAAGUGUACAAGUCCUCAUUCAUCAAAAGAAGGUAAGACAGAGAAAUUUUAUUUUGCUACUUUCCCUGUCUCCUUGCUUCCUGUCGUUUGGGACAUUUUAUAGGAGAGACUUCUGCACCUCAAUGACAGAAAUGCCAAAUUGAUUCGUAAAAUCUGUCCAGAAUCUAGUCAGGAGCUCUGAUUUGUUGAUGUAGUAAUUGUCAGGGUUUUCAUUAAUAAUCCUAGUAGCAGGAGAAAGGUGUAACGUUACCGGAGAACAUUUUGAAUGAGGCUCCACUUCUGAAUAAAAAAUUGUCAUAAGUUAUCCAAUGUUAGGUGGAGUAUUCUGCGGAGUACACAGAGAAUUCUCUAUCUCCAAUGCCCAAGGAACACCCUGAAUUGUAUUCUUUUAGCUAUGGCAUUUCUCUUGUUGAGGCACAGACUUCUACACAAAUUAAAUGUCCCUAGUACAAAGGAUGAAUGGAGCAAGACCUUAAGUGACUAUUCAGGUAUUGUCGAUAAUGCUCCUUAAUAAGUAGGUUGAGUAUGAUCAUCUCGGUGAAUGUAGUCCUGAAUAGGACUGUUCUUGUUGACGGUGACUGACAUUUAACCUGUGUGGUAGUCAUCUUCAGAGUCAAAGUGAGUUGUAUCACAUCAGUUGAUGGUAUUAAACUCUGGUUAUUGACCUGAUUGGUCAAUUAAAUCGUGAUGUUAUUGGUCGUCUGUCAGUGAAGCCAUGAUGUUAUUGGCUACGAAGACCUUUAAUGUCAUUGGUACUUUUCGAUCCGCCUAUUGUCACAGUUAUUUAUUGUCAGUCCAAUUGUCAGUUGUCCAGUUUAACAAGGAAACUCAGGGUAAUUCAUAAAGGGAACCAGUGUAUCAAAGUCAUGCAGGGCUUUUUUUCUAACACCUUUUUGGUAGACAUCUUGUCAGAAUGUAACCCAUCCUUUACAGAACAAAAAUACACAAAGAAAGAUACCGAGUUCAUUUUUUUUUUUAUUUUCUUAUUAUUAUUUUCAGAGCAGUUUUGGUGAUUUUUAGUAUCCUAUAGAGCAUUUUCAUAUUACAUCUCGCCCACCAUAUUAGUGUUCCAAAGUAGUGAAAACACAACCAUGUUGGUGUUCCAAACAAAUCUUGUGGGAGUUAAACCUUUUUCUCACAUUAAGAGUUUCUUUUCUUCCAAUAAAUUUGCGUAGUUGCUGGCCAUGUGAGUAAAAAGGCUCUAUUAACAGAACAUAAUAUUAAAAAUGAUGCACUUUCUAAAGACUGUACAUGACAGUACCCUGUACUGUGGACAUACCUAUUUGCGAGGGUUUUCCCACAGCUUCGCUUGUCUUCAGAUAGACAUAAGAGACUUGAAAAAACCACAAUGACAAGGUUGGUGUUCACAGAUUUAUUGGUUUGACAGUAAAUGGUCAGUCAGGUUCGAGCAAGAAUACCAGAUAUUCAAUACACCAUGCAUAGUUUUAAUGUAGACAUAAUAAUACUGUGGAACCCCACUCUACUUACAGCGCUUAAUUCAGACACCUGCAUACAUGUAUAACAGACAGUUUUGUUUGUCCCGACAAAGUGCUUACAUAUCUGUUCUAAAAUUAACGUGUUUUAUGAACACCUGUUGGUACAUGUAUGGACAAUGCACACUUUUUUCGUGUCCAGAGGCACAAAAUUCUCAAAUAUUGUCAACCCCGAUUUACUAACACUGGUUAUUUGUGCAAUAUCUAUUUUACUUGUCACAAUCAUGUGCUAAUUCUAGACAUUGUACACUGUUCAAAUAUUGACAGAUUUCUGUGGGUUAAUACAGUAGCAAAAAUUAAUAAUGUGGCAUGUUUGAUUUUGAUAAAAAAUCUGUCCCUUUUUCACGUUUGACUCUUGUACUGUAGCCAUUUGAUUACGUUUUCUGUCUUCAGUAUUAGGAUUAGCAGGAUUUGUUUAGUUGUAGAGCACUUGACUGCAGAGCAUUAGGUUGUGGGUUCGAUUACCGGGGCCAGCGGACCAAUACUCAGGGUCUUAAAAUAACUGAGAAGUGAAGGUACUCCCUUUGCCUUGCAGGCGGCUGGACCUUCGCAUGGCUCAGAUGACCACGUAAAAUGGCGGUCUCGUCUCCAGUUGGAGUCACUGGAGACGUAAAAAUAGUGUCUCCAAGUAGUACUUUCGUGCUAAAUACCUUGACACUCAAAGAAAAUGUUUUUUUUUUUAACUACACAUGCAAGUUUCACUUCCUCCGCUUUUUAGCUGAGGUCAUUGUAACUAUUGUAGCCUUCUUCCUCUCUUUCUGCUUUAGUCUGGUUAUCAAUACAACGUGUGUCUGUGACUUUUUUCGGAAAGCUUACAACAUGGCAACUGUCCCCUAGGUGUCCAUAGUAACCGGGUUCCACUGUAUCAUUUUGUCUUUAGUCAGGAAAGCUACUGCUUGAAGGUGACUCAGAAGAAGACAUUUCCGAUUCUCAAAAAGGUGAUCCUUUUAUUCCCGAUGAACCAGACCCUGCAAAAUGUAAUGCGCUGAAGAGUUCACUUUGGGAACUGAAAACUCUCCAAAGCCAUUAUUAUCCAGGAGUUUCAUCACUUGUGGAAAUGCUUCAGAAGCCACUCGGUACCAUGGAAACAGACAUCUCGCAGUAUUUUGAUGAGGAUUAUGAUCAACUGUUCCAGAAGCAAUGCAGAAAGAUUACGGCGGAAAAUGCAGUUUUGGAGUUUCAAGUUCCUAAGGGAUUAUUUAGUAAGGGCAUGUUAGAGAGCUGGGUCUUGGAGUAA
Porites lobata is the source of this 3901-nucleotide messenger RNA. NCBI's taxonomy places the organism in Eukaryota, Metazoa, Cnidaria, Anthozoa, Scleractinia, Poritidae. The record is from the annotation of a GenBank genome assembly.